Molecule: messenger RNA, 1676 nt
Organism: Cynara cardunculus var. scolymus (artichoke)
Lineage: Eukaryota; Viridiplantae; Streptophyta; Magnoliopsida; Asterales; Asteraceae
Product: S-adenosylmethionine decarboxylase proenzyme-like
Exons: 4
Coding region: 444-1535 (363 amino acids)
Biological process (GO): spermidine biosynthetic process; spermine biosynthetic process
Cellular component (GO): cytosol
Molecular function (GO): adenosylmethionine decarboxylase activity
Source: RefSeq, a predicted model, not a curated record
UCGAUUGGUUCCACAUUCUAGGGUUCUAAUUCGAUCCAUUCAUAUUCUCUGAUCUACUCGAUUCAAUAACAUCAAUUCGUCGGCUUUUGAUCCAUUUGGGCCGUUCGCAUUGCGGAUCUCUUAAUUCUUUGAUUUGUUUUUCAUCCGACAACUGAAUGAUCUAAUGGAGUCAAAAGCUGGCAAGAAGUCUGGUAGUAAAUCGUUUAUUUACGAAGCUCCCCUAGGUUACGGGAUCGAAGACGUUCGACCAAACGGAGGGCUCAAGAAGUUCAAAUCUGCUGUUUACUCUAACUGCACCCGCAAGCCGUCCUGAGUUCUUGCAUCCGUGCUCCAUAACCCCUAGAUAGAAGUGUUCGGUUCUAUUAUUUUGCUACAGUCUUUUCUUUAUUCCUACCCCCUUGUUCUUCAUUUCCUCUCUUUGCAACAAAACUUUCCAAGGCAAGAUGGCAUCGAUGGUAUCUGCCAUUGGAUUUGAAGGCUUUGAAAAGAGGCUAGAGAUUUCUUUUUCCGACAAUGAUGACUCUGCUUAUCCUGGAGGCAGAUGCCUGCGUUCUUUGACCAAGGACCAACUUGAUGAAAUUCUGGCACCGGCUGAGUGCACCAUAGUUUCUUCGCUGUCCAACGAUUCACUGGAUUCUUAUGUUCUUUCGGAAUCCAGCCUCUUUGUUUAUCCCUAUAAGAUCAUCAUCAAAACCUGUGGCACCACAAAGCUACUUCUCUCGAUCCCACCUAUACUGAAAUUAUCUGGUGAACUGUCCCUUAGUGUCAAAUCUGUAAGGUAUACUCGUGGAAGCUUCAUAUUUCCUGGCGCUCAGGUUUAUCCUCACCGUAGCUUCACUGAAGAAGUAAUGGUCCUUGAUAGCCACUUUGGAAAGCUUGGCAUGGGGAGCGAAGCAUAUGUCAUGGGCGGCAUUGACAAAAAUCAGAAAUGGCACGUCUACUCUGCUUCAGCCGAAGCCGCAAUCCCUGCUGCACCAGUUUACACUCUAGAGAUGUGCAUGACUGGUUUAAACAAGAAGAAGGCAUCGGUAUUUUUCAAGUCUAAGUCAAGCUCUGCAGCUGUGAUGACUGAAGAUUCAGGGAUUAGGAAGAUCCUUCCAGAAUCGGAGAUAUGUGAUUUUGAUUUUGACCCAUGUGGGUAUUCUAUGAAUGCUAUAGAAGGGGAGGCGAUCUCUACCAUUCACGUGACACCAGAAGAUGGGUUCAGUUACGCGAGCUUUGAAGCAGUGGGUUACGACUUGAAAACCAUGGAUUUGGGUGCUUUGAUUGAAAGGGUGUUGGCUUGCUUUGAGCCUAGUGAGUUCUCUGUAGCUUUGCAUGGAAAUGACUUGAAAGAUGUUAACUUGGAUGAAAGAAAUCAUCCGAUUGUGAAAGGGUACGGUGUCGAAGAAUCGAACUUUGGAGUUCUUGAGGGUGGACGAGGGGGUUCGAUGGUGUACCAUGGGUUUUCAAGGGGAGGAAGUUGUUGCGGGUCUCCGCGGUCAAUUCUGCGAAACUGUUGGAGUGAAACUGAAACUGAGACUGAGGAUGAGUGAAGGGAAGGGAAGAGAAGGCGGUUGGCAAUGAGAAGUGAGAUGGUUUCUGUCUAGUGUGGUUGUGGUGUUGAUGAAGGCACCCAGAUGGUCUGUGCAUCUGGGUGAGUGAAUUUGGUAUAUUUACUAUUUCUGGUCCUUUUU